AUGGCCGACGACCUGGUGAAGAAGUGUUCGACCCUCAGACUUGAUGAUGACGAGGGUGGAUUGAUUGAUUUAGGAGAAGUUGAUUGUGCAGACUCGAAUGAGAAUUUUGACCUACUGCUAAUUGGGCGUUUGUGUACGUCUCGACCUUAUAAUGUCGAAGCUUUCAAACGGACGAUGAUGAAGGAUAAAGAGAAGAUUAUGAAGGGUAUGCCAUGGUGUUGGGAGAAAAAUCUCCUCGUGUUGAAUGAGAUAGAAGGCAAUGAACAACCUGACUGUGUUGAUUUAACUCGAUCCCCUUUUUGGAUUAGAGUCCUCAAUCUGCCAUUUAAUUGCAGGUCGGAUGCUUAUGUUAAGACCCUAACAGCGACCCUUGGCGAAUUCCUGGAUAUUAAGGAAGAUACUCUUAGACUUGGGAGGUAUAGGCGAAUUAGACUCCUUAUGAAUGUUGAAAAACCUCUGCGCAGAUACCAGUGGGUAAGAGAUAAGAAAGGGGAUGAGGUUCGAAUUGAGUUCAAGUAUGAGAGAUUGCCGUAUUUCUGUUUCGCGUGUGGUAUCAUUGGCCACUCAGAGAAGGAUUGUACUUUGGUAUCGGAAGAGGACAGGGCAAAAAAGCUAGGGUGGAGAUUGUUCCUUCGUGCGUCUCCAAGAAAAGGUGUUCAGAAGCAUAUAGAUGAGUAUAACCAGAUUGCAAGCAGUAGAAAGAAGUUAUUUGUGACAAAAGAAAAUGACUUGAAUGAUGCAAGCUUGGUUCUGACCACGAAAAAGAUCGCUGAAGACGAGAUUGUGAAUGAUUCCUUGGCAGAGAAAGGGGUAAAUGAUACAGAAUCAGAGCAGGCAAAUUUUAGUAAGACUGGUGCCCAAGUAUUGUCUAUAUUGGACAAUGCUUGUGUGGGGACUAGAGGUGUAUUGAGUGAGAAUGCAGGGGAGGUGGUUAAAAAAGGUGAAAUAAGGAGUGAAGGGAAGAUAGGGGAAGGGAGAGUGAAUGAGGGGGAGACAAGAGGAGCAGCUAAGCUGUCUGCUUUUGUUUUUGGGGUAAGUGAGGGACCAGGGAGUAAGAAGGGAUGGAAGAGAGUCAGCAGAGUUGUUAGGGAGGGUAACAUGGAGGUUGAUGAGGGAGGGGAGCUUGCUAAUGGGGUAGUACAAGAGAGAGGGAUUGAGGAUGUUGAAGGAUUGGUGACAGAAGACAGUGAAGGGGUUAGGAAACGAAACAAAAGUAGUUCCCAAACACCCACGUCAACUAAUCACAUAUGUGGUGAUAUGAAUAAUGGAGACAAAAGGUGGAGAUUCGUAGGUAUUUACGGGUGGCCUGAAGAGAGUAACAAGCAUCAAACUUGGAGAUUGAUUCAUCAUUUAUGUGAGGGAGCAGACUGUCCUAUUGUGCUAGGUGGGGACUUUAACGAGAUCCUCUCUUCUGAGGAGAUAGAGGGUGGAGCGGAUAGGGAGAGAAGGGAAAUGCAAAGUUUUAGGGAUGUGAUGGACUUGUGCGAACUCCGUGACCUUGGCUAUAAAGGACAGUGGUGGACCUGGGAACGUGGCAGAACAGUGAGAACUAGAGUUCGCGAAAGGCUUGACAGGUUUAUUGUCUCCUCGACAUGGGCUCGAAUUUUCCCUCGAGCAUCAGUGGAACAUCUACUUAAAUAUUUCUCUGAUCAUGCGCCCAUAGUGUUACGUUUGGUUCCUAAGGCUCGGAAAAGACGUAAACUGGACGAGUCUUGCGAGGCAGAAGUGAAGAAGGUAUGGCAAGCUGCCAACGAGCAUGAUGUGAUUGGUAAGCUUGGGCAAGAUAGAGUUUCGGCAGAGUCUUGUGAAAGAAGUGUGGAACUUGAAAAUCGGCUUGAUGAUUUGCAACGCAAGCACGAAGCCUACUGGUUUUUGCGGUCUCGAGUGUUGGAGGUUAGAGAUGGUGACAAGAAUACUAGUUACUAUCACCAUAAGGCAUCGCAACGAAGGAAAAGAAAUACUAUAGAAGGCCUCUAUGAUAGUGAUGGAGUAUGGCAAGAGGAUGAUGAAUUGUUUGAGAAUAUUGUCAGUGGGUUGUACACCAACCUUUUUACUUCAACAAAUCCUACCAAUGAGCAAACUGACAAAGUACUGCAACACGUGAAGCCGAUAAUUUUGGACUCUAAUAAUGCUGCUCUUUUGCGCCCGUACACUAAGGAGGAGGUCUAUGAUGCUCUUAAGCAAAUGCACCCGUGUAAAGCCCCGGGGCCGGACGGUAUGCACGCAAUUUUUUAUCAGAAAUUUUGGCAUAUUGUUGGGGAUGAUGUUUACCAUUUUGUUAGUAAUAUUUUGCGUGGUGUCUCUCCUUUAAACCAUGUAAAUAAAACUAAUAUUUCUCUUAUCCCGAAAGUUAAAUCGCCCACAAGUAUGUCUGAGUUCCGGCCUAUAAGUUUGUGUAAUGUAUUGUAUAAGUUAGUUUCGAAGGUGAUUGUUUUGCGUCUGAAAUCUAUCUUGCCAAAUGUUGUCACGGAAAAUCAGAGUGCAUUCGUUCCGGGACGGCUAAUCACUGAUAAUGCUCUUAUUGCUCUUGAACUGUUCCAUACUAUGAAAAACAGGAGUCAGAGUAGGAAGGGCUCAAUUGCCUUGAAACUUGAUAUGAGUAAGGCAUACGACAGGGUUGAAUGGGGAUUUUUGCGUAAAUUGCUCCUUACUAUGGAUGCUUUUUCUCAUAUGUUACAUAAUAAAGUUCACCAAGGUGAACUUCAUGGAGUGAAAGCUAGUAGAAGUGGGCCAGCUAUCUCCCACCUUUUGUUUGCAGAUGAUAGUUUACUCUUUGCUCGAGCGACUAGACAGGAAUGCGAAGUUAUAGUUGAUAUACUCAACAGAUACGAAGUAGCAUCGGGUCUGAAAAUUAAUUUUGAAAAGUCGGAGGUGUCGUUUAGUAGAGGGGUAAGCACGGAGCAACAAGAGGAAUUAAUGGGGAUCCUAAAAAUGCGUACGGUUGAUCGGCAUAGCAAAUAUUUGGGUAUCCCGACGAUUGUUGGGAGAUCGAAGAAAGCCAUUUUUGGGGCACUACUUGACAGGAUUUGGAAAAAGCUGCAGGGGUGGAAAGAGAAGUUGCUUUCGAGGGUCGGGAAAGAGAUAUUGUUGAAGUCUGUUAUUCAGGCAAUCCCAACAUAUUUAAUGGGAGUGUAUAAAUUUCCAUCAUCAGUAAUUCAGAGUAUUCGAUCGGCUAUGGCAAAGUUUUUUUGGGGAUCGGGUGCCCGGAGGAAGAUCCAUUGGAAAUCAUGGGACGUGAUGUGUACGCCAAAAUGUGUAGGGGGUAUGGGGUUUAAAGACUUGGAGGUGUUCAACAUUGCUUUGCUUGGCAAACAAGCUUGGCGACUUGUGUGGAAGGACGAAUCCCUCCUUGGUCGAGUAAUGAGUGCGAAGUACUACCCUAAUAGCUCCUUUUUGGACUCUUAUUUGGGAGUGUCUCGUAGUUUUUCAUGGAGGAGAAUCUGGAGUGCAAAGGCUCUAUUGAAGGAAGGACUAAUAUGGCGAAUUGGCAAUGGGUCUACGGUAAACAUUUGGAAGGAUCCUUGGGUCGCGGAUGAAAAUGGAAUGUAUAUUACAAGUGCGGCAGUGGAGGGUCUAAAUAAUGUGAAUGAACUGGUGGAUUUCUCGAAAAUGGAGUGGGGGGAGGAUUUAAUCUCUUCGGUGUUCAAUGAAAGGGAUACAAAGUGUAUCCUUUCGAUUCCCUUAGGUGCGCAGACUUCGAAGGAUGUGAUUACAUGGGCCUUCUCGAAUGACGUUAUGUACUCUACCAAAACAUCUUAUAUGUUAGGAAAAGGGUGCAAUUUUGAUCUGCUCCAUAAAGCUUGGGCAGAAUUAUGGGGGUUAGAGGCAUCACCGAAAGUUAGCCAUUUUCUAUGGAGGAUGUGUUCGCCAUCUUUGAGUGUAGGCGAGUGCAGGAGUUAUGGUCGGAUAUGGGCUGCACUGGUGCCAAGUCGCAAAAUGCAGAAACGAUGUGUGAGCUGCUAG
This is a messenger RNA of Chenopodium quinoa (quinoa), 3963 nucleotides long. RefSeq lists its product as uncharacterized. NCBI's taxonomy places the organism in Eukaryota, Viridiplantae, Streptophyta, Magnoliopsida, Caryophyllales, Amaranthaceae. Gene Ontology annotation, molecular function: nucleic acid binding; zinc ion binding; catalytic activity. The coding region runs from base 1 to 3963 and encodes 1320 amino acids. The transcript is spliced from 6 exons. The record is from RefSeq and is a predicted model, not a curated record.